AAUAAUAAUAACUUUUUGUCGGACAGAGUCGCUCAUCCCCUACAGAAUAAGCUCUUCGAUCGCAGACAGCGAUUACCGAUCAGAUUCAGAGUUUUAUCCACCAGAUCUUCAUCGAUGGCGAAAAAGGCGGUGCUGAUUGGGAUAAACUACCCAGGAACCAAGGCGGAAUUACGGGGAUGCGUCAACGACGUUCGUCGGAUGUACAAAUGUCUCGUCGAACGGUACGGAUUCGCCGAAGAAGACAUCACGGUGCUCAUCGACACCGAUGAAUCCUCUACCCAACCCACGGGCAAGAACAUCCGCAAGGCUCUUGCGGAUCUCGUCGGAUCGGCGGAUUCCGGUGACUUUCUUGUCGUCCAUUACAGUGGGCACGGUACGAGGUUACCGGCGGAGACCGGGGAAGACGAUGACACUGGUUACGACGAAUGUAUUGUUCCUUGCGACAUGAAUCUGAUUACUGAUGAUGACUUCAGGGAUCUUGUGGACCGAGUUCCGCAAGGUUGCAGAAUGACAAUCAUUUCAGACUCUUGUCACAGUGGUGGCCUAAUCGAUGAAGCCAAGGAACAGAUUGGGGAGAGCACUAAGAAAGACGAGGAGGAGGAGGAAGAAGAAUCUUCUUCUUCGAGAUUUGGGUUCAGGAAAUUCUUGCGCAACAAGGUGGAAGGUGCUAUUGAAUCUAGAGGGUUCCACAUUAAAGGGAACAGGAAGGAAGAAGAUGAGGCGGAAGAAAUUGAAACUAAGGAGAUUGAGCUAGAAGACGGAGAAAGGAUCCUUGCCAAAGACAAAUCUCUGCCUCUGCAGACCCUGAUCGAUAUCCUGAAGGAGCAAACAGGGAAUGAUGAUAUCGAAGUCGGCAAAAUCAGGCCAAGCCUUUUUGACGCGUUUGGUGAUGACUCGAGCCCAAAAGUGAAGAAGUUCAUGAAAGUGAUCUUAGGUAAGCUUCAGGCAGGAAACGGAGAAGAAGGUGGUCUAAUGGGAAUGCUUGGGAAAUUAGCUUCAGGGUUUCUCGAGGGGAAACUAAACGAUGAAGACUAUGUGAAACCCGCGAUGCAGACAGAAGUUGGGAGGAAAGAAGAGGUUUAUGCCGGUGGAUCCAGAGGUUCGGUUCCGCUUUCAGACAGCGGGAUAUUGAUCAGCGGCUGUCAGACUGAUCAGACCUCUGCGGAUGCGACUCCACCGGGGAAACCAACUGAGGCUUAUGGAGCGAUGAGCAACGCGAUACAGAAGAUAUUGGAGGAUACAGAAGGUGAGAUAUCAAACAGAGAAAUGGUUACAAGGGCAAGGAAGAUAUUGAAGAAGCAAGGAUUUACUCAGCAGCCAGGUUUGUAUUGCCAUGAUGGUUUUGCAGAUGCUCCUUUUAUUUGUUAAAAAAACAUAACUUUUUUUUUUUAUGGAUGCUUUUUUUUACAACGACCAUUUACCGAUGAUGAUGAUUCUGGUCGGGAAAAUAAGCCUUGUUUUACUGUUUGAGGGCAUUUGUGUAAUUUAUAUGUUUUGUGUGAUGUGUGUGAUGAGUUAUGUGAAACACUGAAUUCUCCUUGUUUUAUUGAGAAAUAUGAUUUCUUUUUUUUUUUC
This is a messenger RNA of Eutrema salsugineum, 1575 nucleotides long. RefSeq names its product metacaspase-4. Gene Ontology annotation, molecular function: cysteine-type endopeptidase activity. Gene Ontology annotation, biological process: proteolysis. Lineage: Eukaryota; Viridiplantae; Streptophyta; Magnoliopsida; Brassicales; Brassicaceae. The record is from RefSeq and is a predicted model, not a curated record. The transcript has 2 exons. Bases 115 to 1368 code for a protein of 417 amino acids.